Galeopterus variegatus (Sunda flying lemur) is the source of this 3397-nucleotide messenger RNA. It is a transcript of the gene ARHGAP24, whose product is annotated as Rho GTPase activating protein 24. Gene Ontology annotation, molecular function: GTPase activator activity. Gene Ontology annotation, biological process: wound healing, spreading of epidermal cells; negative regulation of Rac protein signal transduction; activation of GTPase activity. Bases 1 to 1950 code for a protein of 649 amino acids. The transcript is spliced from 7 exons. The record is from RefSeq and is a predicted model, not a curated record. Gene Ontology annotation, cellular component: focal adhesion. NCBI's taxonomy places the organism in Eukaryota, Metazoa, Chordata, Mammalia, Dermoptera, Cynocephalidae.
AUGGAAUCAGAGGUCAAAUUGCAACAGGUUAGCAAGUGGGUAGAAAGUGAUGAAAAGAAGCCAGUUAAACUUAGUAUCGAGGAGCAAAGAGGCAUAUUUGGACAGAAACUGGAAGACACUGUUCGUUACGAGAAGAGAUAUGGGAACCGUCUGGCUCCAAUGUUGGUGGAGCAGUGUGUGGACUUUAUCCGACAAAGGGGGCUGAAAGAAGAGGGUCUCUUUCGACUGCCAGGCCAGGCUAAUCUUGUGAAGGAGCUCCAGGAUGCCUUUGACUGUGGAGAGAAGCCAUCAUUUGACAGCAACACAGACGUGCACACGGUGGCAUCUCUUCUUAAACUGUAUCUCCGAGAACUUCCAGAACCAGUUAUUCCUUAUGCGAAGUAUGAAGAUUUUUUGUCCUGCGCCAAACUGCUCAGCAAGGAGGAGGAAGCUGGUGUUAAGGAAUUAGCAAAGCAGGUGAAGAGUUUGCCAGUGGUCAAUUACAACCUCCUCAAGUAUAUUUGCAGGUUCUUGGAUGAAGUACAAUCCUAUUCAGGAGUUAACAAAAUGAGUGUGCAGAACUUAGCAACUGUCUUUGGUCCUAAUAUCCUGCGCCCUAAAGUGGAAGAUCCUUUGACCAUCAUGGAGGGCACUGUGGUGGUCCAGCAGUUGAUGUCAAUGAUGAUUAGCAAACAGGAUCGCCUCUUCCCCACAGAGACAGACCUACAAAGCAAGUCCCAAGAUGGGGUGAGCAACAACAACAAUGAAAUUCCAAAGAAAGCCACCAUGGGUCAGUUACAGAACAAGGAGAAUAAUAAUACCAAGGACAGCCCUGGCAGGCGCUGCUCUUGGGACCAGUCUGAGUCUCCCCAGAGAAGCAGCAUGGACAACGGAUCCCCCACGGCUCUCCCAGGCAGCAAAACCAAUAGCCCAAGGAACAGUGUCCACAAGCUGGAUGUCUCUAGGAGCCCCCCUCUCAUGGUCAAAAAGAACCCAGCCUUCAAUAAGGGUAGUGGGAUCGUCACCAAUGGGUCCUUCAGCAGCAGUAAUGCAGAAGGUCCUGAGAAAACCCAAACAACCCCCAAUGGGAGCUUACAGGCCAGAAGGACCUCUUUGCUGAAGGGGUCUGGUACCAAAAUGGGCACCCACAGUGUACAGAAUGGAACAGUGCGCAUGGGCAUUUUGAACCCCGACACGCUUGGAAACCCCAUGAAUGGUCGAAGCAUGAGCUGGCUGCCCAACGGCUAUGUGACCCUGAGAGACAACAAACAGAAAGAGCAAGCCGGAGAGUCAGGCCAGCACAAUAGGCUCUCCACCUACGACAAUGUCCAUCAGCAGUUCUCCAUGUUGAACCUUGACGACAAGCAGAGUGUCGACAGUGCCACCUGGUCCACUUCCUCCUGUGAAAUCUCGCUUCCGGAGAACUCCAACUCCUGUCGCUCCUCCACCACCACCUGCCCAGAACAAGACUUUUAUGGGGGGAACUUUGAGGACCCUGUUUUGGAUGGGCCUCCGCAGGAUGACCUUUCCCACCCCGGGGACUACGAAAACAAAAGUGACCAUAGGAGUGUGGGAGGUCGAAGUAGUCGUGCCACCAGCAGCAGCGACAACAGUGAGACAUUUGUUGGUAACAACUCCAGCAACCACAGUGCUCUGCACAGUUUAGUCUCCAGCCUGAAACAGGAAAUGACCAAACAGAAGAUAGAGUAUGAGUCCAGGAUAAAGAGCUUAGAACAGCGAAACUUGACUUUGGAAACAGAAAUGAUGAGCCUCCACGAUGAACUGGAUCAAGAAAGGAAAAAGUUCACGAUGAUAGAAAUCAAAAUGCGAAAUGCCGAGAGAGCAAAAGAAGACGCUGAGAAAAGAAAUGACAUGCUACAGAAAGAAAUGGAGCAGUUUUUUUCCACAUUUGGGGAGCUGACAGUGGAACCCAGGAGAACCGAGCGAGGAAACACAAUAUGGAUCCAGUGAGCCUGCUUUCUUCUGCUGUCUACGAUGGCUCUGAGAAGGAUUCUGGUGGUUCUGGUGAAAUAUUAUUUGGGACCAGGUGGCCGGUCACCUGGCUGUACAGAGCUCUAACCGGUGAAAGAAUAUCAUAUACAGACAUAAACCAUCCAUAUCUGCAAUGUGUACCAAAGUCAUAUAUCAUGCCCCAUAAUGCUACUGUCAAGUGUUACAACUGGAUAUGUGUAUAUAGAGUAGUUUUUAAAAAGUAAACUAAAAAGAAGAAGCAUAUCUCAAGAAUUAUUUUAUUGCAAGUCUUGUAUUUAAAGUGUUAAAUCAAUAUGUUGCAAUUUAGCUUGCUUUCAAGCUUCACCCCUUGCACUUAACAUAAGCUAUUUUUGGCAUUGUGUUAUCAUCAGCUUAUUUUAUAGAUCAAUAUUUUUAUUUCCCCUUUUGCUGAGGAAAUGAAGAUAAACAGAAAAUAUAAAUAUAUAUAAAAUAUAUAAGAUGAGUUAUUAAAAUCAAAAGAAUGCUUUGUGGCUGUGCUGUUUGUGCCAAUAGACAUUGCCAUGACCAAAAAGAGAAAUGUAAAUCAUUUUAUAAAAUACAGUAGAAUCACCAGGAACCUUUGAACUGCUCUUAAUUUCUUCCCUUGGCACUGCUCAGUUUUGCUUUGUGAGAUGAUUUGACAUAGGAACUUUGAGGCUGUGCAAGAAAGUCCCCUUCUCGAGCUCCCCCCCCCCACCGUCUACCUUGCCAGAUCCACAGAUAUAUAGCUCCCAUGUAGGAUGCACCUUAGGAGGGGGAAAAUGGUAAAAAAUGACAUUUUAAUCAGUCACAUCUUGAAUUCCUCUGUCCUUCUGGACUGCAUCUCUAUAACUGCUGGGUAGUUAUUAGAGGAAUUCUUACUGCUGUUUGGAAGGUGAGAAACAAUGCUUGCUAAACCUUGCCCAUAUGGGCACCUGUCCCACACCCAAACCUCUCCCCCACCUCCCAACAUUUGCACUUUGGAAUGCCAGCAGUGAAACAGUAUUCCUAUUCCUCUCAGUGAAACUGCUAGAGUAUGUGUCAUAUGGUGGUAUAUUCCUCUUGCUCAGGCUGCGUCAUCUGGGAUUCUGCCUGCACCACAGCUGGCAAAGGCAGUUUGCACAAGAGGAAAACUAUGGGAGGAAGGGGACCAGGAGAUGAAGGAGAAAAGUUUGGACGGAACAAGCUGUUUUUCUUCUAAUUUUGACAAUGUCUUUCUUCCUGUUGAAAACAUGUUCAUUCACAAUACUUUUAAAACAUGAAUGCGUAAAGGUGUAACUUUCUAGAAAAACCCAGGGGUCUCUGGAGCUAGAGUUUUUGGUGAGUAAUUCUUUGCACUUCAAUAAGAUAAUGAUUUUGAGAAGCCAAGCAAAUAAAUCUUUCUCACACUAGAACAAAAAGUCACAGAAGGCAUAAACAAAAAUAAAGACUACCUGUGUUUAUAGGA